GUGCGAAGCGCGCGGGGAGCAUGGAGAGCGAGCGCGACAUGUACCGCCAGUUCCAGGACUGGUGCCUCCGGACUUACGGGGACUCGGGCAAGACCAAGACGGUGACCCGUAAGAAAUACGAGCGGAUCGUGCAGCUCCUCCACGGCUCCGAGUCCAGCUCCACGGACAACGCGAAAUUUAAAUUCUGGGUGAAGUCCAAGGGCUUCCAGCUGGGCCAGCCCGAGGAGGCGCGCGCCGGCGGCGGCGCCAAGCCAGUGCUCUACUUGCCGAUCAAGACCACGGAUGGCGUAGGGGUGGACGAGAAGCUGUCCCUGCGGCGGGUGGCCGUGGUCGAAGAUUUCUUCGACAUCAUCUACUCCAUGCACGUGGAGACAGGGCCAAAUGGAGAGCAAAUUCGGAAGCACGCUGGGCAGAAGAGAACGUACAAAGCGAUUUCAGAGAGCUAUGCCUUCCUACCCAGAGAGGCGGUGACGCGGUUCCUCAUGAGCUGCUCCGAGUGCCAGAAAAGAAUGCACUUAAACCCCGACGGAACCGAUCACAAAGAUAAUGGGAAGCCUCCCACUUUGGUGACCAGCAUGAUUGACUACAACAUGCCGAUCACCAUGGCCUACAUGAAGCACAUGAAACUGCAGCUGCUCAGCUCACAGCAAGACGAGGAUGAGAGCUCAAUAGAAAGUGACGAAUUCGAUAUGAGCGAUUCCACGCGGAUGUCGGCUGUGAACUCCGAUCUCAGCUCCAAUCUUGAGGAAAGAGUGCAGAGUCCCCAGGCUCUUCAAGGCCAGCAGGAUGAUGAUUCCGCUGCAGAGAGCUUUAAUGGCAAUGAGACUGUGGGGCAAAGUUCAGCUGCUUCAGGGGGAACGCACAGCAGGGAGAUGGGCGACUCCAAUGAGGAUGGCAAAACUGGGCUGGAGCAGGACCAGCAGCCACUGAACCUGAGCGACAGCCCCCUCUCAGCACAGCUCACUUCGGAAUACAGACUAGACGACCCCAGCAGUGAUGGGAAAAACAAGUACAAGCCUCUGCUAAUUUCUGACCUCAAGAUGGAACAGGAGGCGAGAGAAAAUGGAAGCAAGUCCCCUGCACACAGCUACUCCAGCUACGACUCCAGCAAACACGAGGGCGGAGAGCGAGGGGCCGAGGACCUGUCCCUGCACAGGGGGGACGAGGAUGAUGAGGACCACGAGGACCACGACGACGCCGAGAAGGUGGCCGAGACGGACGGCGUGGAGGCCGAGCGGCUGAAGGCUUUCAACAUGUUUGUCAGGCUGUUUGUAGAUGAAAACUUGGACCGAAUGGUCCCAAUCUCUAAGCAGCCCAAAGAAAAGAUCCAGGCUAUCAUUGACUCAUGCAGGCGACAAUUCCCUGAGUACCAAGAGCGUGCCAGAAAGCGCAUCCGUACUUACCUCAAGUCCUGCAGGCGGAUGAAAAGAAGUGGUUUUGAGAUGUCGCGACCUAUCCCUUCCCACCUUACCUCAGCAGUUGCAGAGAGCAUCCUGGCCUCGGCCUGUGAGAGCGAGAGCAGAAAUGCUGCCAAGAGGAUGCGCCUGGAGAAGCAGCAGGACAAGUCCGCGCCAGCCGACAAGCAGAGCAAACCGGAGGCGGCCCCGACCACGCACGCAGCCUCGGCGGUGUCCGGCUCUCAGGAGGUGCUGUACAUCAACGGCAACGGGACCUACAGUUACCAUAGUUACCGAGGCCUCGGCGGGGGGCUGCUGAGCCUGAGUGACGCCUCCAGUAGUGGGCCCACGGAUCUCAGCAUGAAGAGGCAGCUGGCGCCCAGCUCCGGGUCCUCCAGCAGCUCCAGCUCCAGGCCCCAGCUGAGUCCCACCGAGAUCAACGCGGUGAGGCAGCUGGUGGCCGGGUACCGAGAAUCAGCUGCAUUUUUACUGCGUUCAGCGGAUGAACUGGAAAAUCUUAUUUUACAGCAGAACUGACUCGGAAGGCGAUCCUCGUCACCGAGGUCUCCGUUUGCACUAAUGACAUUCUGACUUCCCAGCAGAGAGGGCCCUCCUGCACAGUCUUAAGGGAAACACUUCCAUUCUGCCACGUUGUCCUGGGUCUACAGUGUGAUGUGUUCAGGUGCUUCAAAGGAACUCUGGCCUCUGAAGCACUUGAGAUGCUGUGUGUCCGGCCUGCUGCUUUUUGUUUUCGUGUCAGCAUAACUGUCUGGGCCCAAAAAAAAAAGGCUGUAGAUUCCUACUUCAAGGAUAAAAUGGAAGAAGCUUGUGGUAUAAAGAAUAGCUCCAGAUCCAACUGAAAUAUUAGAGGAAUUUGCUACUGACUUAUUGGACUGAAAGCUGCAGGAUCUGGCA
Myotis lucifugus (little brown bat) is the source of this 2312-nucleotide messenger RNA. It is a transcript of the gene NOL4, whose product is annotated as nucleolar protein 4. The transcript is spliced from 11 exons. The coding region runs from base 21 to 1934 and encodes 637 amino acids. The record is from RefSeq and is a predicted model, not a curated record. NCBI's taxonomy places the organism in Eukaryota, Metazoa, Chordata, Mammalia, Chiroptera, Vespertilionidae.